This is a messenger RNA of Dictyostelium purpureum, 1101 nucleotides long. RefSeq lists its product as uncharacterized. Lineage: Eukaryota; Evosea; Eumycetozoa; Dictyosteliales; Dictyosteliaceae. The transcript has a single exon. Bases 1 to 1101 code for a protein of 366 amino acids. Gene Ontology annotation, molecular function: terpene synthase activity. The record is from RefSeq and is a predicted model, not a curated record.
AUGAAUAGCUUAGCAAACAAUGGCAAAUUAUAUUUAAGUUUAAAAAAGUUAAAUUUUCCAAAAGAAUGGUCAUAUCCAGUUAAUCCCAAUACUAGUUAUAUUAUAGAUACUUUUAAAGAAGCAGUAAAAUGUGGUAUAUUUUUAGAAUCAAACAAAAAGCACUUUGAAUAUUCAUAUAGUAUUUUAACAGUUAUUGGGUGGUUUUUUCCAAGGUAUAACUACGAGCAAUUGAUGAUUGCAUCCUCUGUGAUGCAAUGGAUCUUUGUUUUAGAUGAUUUUUUAGAAAGGGAUCAUAUUGAUGAUGAAAAGCAGCAAUAUUGUGUAAACAAGUGUGAAGAUAUAUUAAUACAGGGAAGAAAAAGCGAAUACAUAUCAAAUAUAGCAGAUGCAGAUUUAGCACCAUUAGACAAAUACACAUUAUUAUUAAGAGAUAGAUUAUCAAAAUCAACUAAAGAUAGAGUCGAAACAUUCAAUAUUUUCAUUCAUUAUCUCAGAGAAUGGUUUUUUUCAGUAAUCCCACUUAAGAAAUCAAAAGGAGAAUCUAAAUCUGACUCGGUACACUAUGAUGUAUAUACAUUUAUUAGGACUGUUAAUGUAGGGCUUUAUUUUGUAAUUGCCAUCAAUAAUGUAGCAGUAGAUUUAAAAAUUGAUGGAUCUUUUUGGAUGAAUCCAAUCUGGAGCAGAAUGACAAGAAAUGCAUCAAGAUUAUUCACCAUUGUCAACGAUUGUGUAUCAUAUGCAAAAGAGAUUGAUCAAGAAUGUGCAGGUGAAAAUUGUUUAUAUAUUUUACAAAUAAAGUCAAAUUUACCAUUACAGACAGUAUAUAACCAUCUUGUAGACGAAUUCGAUCAAAUUGUAGCCAAAGUUCAAAAAGAUGAAAUUUUGUUAUUAGAGUCAUUUAAUUAUUUGCCAAAUGAAAAAAUAGAUGGUAUAAAAUAUUUAAUUUUAAGCUUAAAAGAACUGUUAGUUGGCAACUAUAAAUGGAGUUUAGUUUCACCAAGAUAUAUUCAUAAAGAUUCGCCCUUUAUCGAAACCAGUAGAUCCGAUUCAUCAACGAUUCCAUACGAAACAAUUUUAACACCUGAUAUAUUUUGGAUAUAA